AAGUGUUUAGAGCUUGGGGGGGGGGGCGGUGUGACGACACGCUCUGAUUAAACACACGCAGCUCGCGCUAGUAGCCAUUCUACAGAUUCCCGCCACGUGCAGCUGAGAACGAACCCCCAGAGGAACCAUUGUGUCGGAGCGGGCGAGACCGGGUUCAACGGUGGACACACGAUGAAGACACAGUGACAACGAGGGGCCAGCGUUUCACCCGAGUUUCACCAGAACCUCCUACAUCAGGAUGAAGGAACGAACAGACGCUCCUCAGGAUCGGGGCUGCUUGGUGGGAAUCAGUUUCUUCAUUUUGGGCCUGGGAACACUGUUACCAUGGAACUUCUUCAUGACUGCUUCAUUGUAUUUCCAAGGUCGCCUAAACACAACAGAAUGGAGCAACGGCACAGCGGUGAUCCGCAAAGAGUACUACUUCAACAACUGGAUGACCCUCCUCUCCCAGCUGCCCCUGCUGCUGUUCACCCUGCUCAACUCCGUCCUCUACCACAGGAUAUCGGAGGCGGUGCGUAUCGCAGGUAGCCUCGUUUUUAUCCUGCUGCUCUUCAUCCUCACAGCAGUGCUGGUCAAAGUGCCGAUGGAAGCCGAGCGCUUCUUCUCAGUAACCAUGGCUACUGUCUGGUUCAUCAACUCGUUCGGUGCCGUGCUGCAGGGCAGUCUGUUCGGCCUGGUGGGUCUGCUGCCUCAGAAGUACAGCACCAUCUUCAUGAGCGGCCAGGGCCUCGCAGGGACCUUCGCCGCCGUCGCCAUGCUGCUCGCCAUAGCCAGUGAUGCAGACUCUGAGUCAGCAGCGUUGGGUUACUUCAUUACACCAUGUGUGGGAACAGUGGUUACACUCUUAAGCUACCUGCUUCUACCUCGCCUGGAGUUUGCCCAGCAUUAUCUGAAGAAAAGCAGCAGGUAUGAGGCAGGCACCGCAGACGAGCUGCUGAAAGAGAGCAGCACAGCGGAGAACAGCAAGCUGAACGGGCAUGCUAAUGGCUCGGUGAGCAGCAGCGGUCAAACCGAGACCUCGGUGGACCCCAGCCCGGAAGAGACUAAGCAGGCCUUCCUGUCGCUGGAGCAGGCGGAGAAGACACAAGCCAAAGCCUCGGUCAUAGAGGUGUUCAAAAAGAUCUGGGUGAUGGCUUUCUGUGUGACCUUUGUGUUCACAGUCACUCUGUCUGUCUUCCCUGCUGUCACCGCAGAUGUCAGAACAUCAUUCCCAGGAAAAUGGGAGCGGUUCUUUCUGUCAGUGUGCUGCUUCUUAAUGUUCAACAUCAACGACUGGCUCGGCCGCACCAUCACCACCAUCGUACGCUGGCCUCGUAAAGAGUCUCCUCUGUUCCCGGCGCUGGUCGUCUCCAGGGUGGUGUUCAUCCCUCUGCUGAUGCUCUGCAACGUCCAGACUCGCUCCUUCCUUCCUGUCUACUUUGCCCAUGACGGUGUUUUCGUUGUCAUCAUGGCUCUCUUCUCUUUGUCCAGUGGCUACUUCGUCUGCCUCUCCAUGUCCUACGCACCACAGUUAGUGGAGCUGAAGGACGCAGAGACUGCAGGAGCCCUGAUGACCUUCUUUCUGGCCCUGGGUCUGUCUUUAGGAGCAGCGCUGUCCUUCCCCCUGAGAGCGCUGGUGUAGACUCUCACACACACACACACACACACACACACACACACACACAGACACACACACACACACACACACACAGUAGAAAAGUUGAAGAAAGGUGUUUUUUUUCCAUCAGUCAGAUCGUGAAAACCGAGGACGCUGUAGAAAAAAAACCACACACUCAAUUCAUGAAGUGUUUUGGGUCAUGAAUGACACUGUUCCCCUCAGAUGUAGGGAUAAGGGAAAUGUUGCAUGUUACCUGAAGAAAAGAUUUCCUCUGUGUUCAUUUCUCGUACGGUUGUUUUUAUUGUGUUUCUGCAUUUUUUUGGUUUACAGUAUUUAUGUUUAGAUUGGCUUCUUGAUUGGUUCAGGGCAUUGAACAUCGCUGAUCACGUGUAGAUAAAGGGAAUCCUUAGCGAUACACAUUUAAAUUAAUUUCCAUGUACUGCGAGAUUUACGCAUCGUCUUCGUUCUUGUGGCCACAGUUGAUCUUUGUUUACACUCUGUUUGGCUUUUGAUAUGAGUUUUUGUUAUUUGACUGACGGCGUGAAUUAUAGCAAUGGAUCUAUCUACCUUGUGUUAGAAUCAAUACAUUAGCUAUUUUUUGAUGAAAGGAACUUUCUAGGAUAAUUUUGUCUUGUUUUUAUAAUGAACUAGCACUAUGCUGCAGAUGUAGAACAAACCGUUUGUUUAAAUGUCACGUAAUUUACCGAUGGAAAGUUAAUGAGCUGCCUCAUGGACAUGGAUGGAUAAUUGAAAGAGCCAAAGGGACACAGGCUCAUGGAGCCGAGGGAUCAGGAGGCCUUGACAAAAUGUGGAUUUAGAAAAACCUGCAGUGUGUUGUUGUUUUCAGUAUGGGGGUUUUGGAUGUAGGAGGGGUGGGGGGGGGCUUUACACAUGUUUUUUCCCAGGGGCCCCAGAAUCCAUCCAUGCUCAUGGGGCCCUGUGUUAGUGCCAGUUUUUAUCCUCCUCCACACUCCGGUCCCUCUCAAGCAUUUAGGUCACUGCUGCCAUCUACUGGUCAAGAAUCCCCUCUUCUUUUUGAUUUGAACCUAAAAACCAGAAAUAAACAGUGGUGCUGGGACAUCACAGGUUACUACUGUCUGACUGGAAACACAGUCGAUCGCAGCACUCUUCUGCUGACACAGACACAUCACGUAGAACUGACAGCUCCUGACUUCCAAACCAAGAUGUAGGUUUAUUUGAAAGUGAGUUUUUAAAUCUGGAGCUCCUCCUGAGGAACCCGGGCAGCUGCACUUUUCUGUCUUUGACGUACCAGUGUAGGGAAGCUGUAGUUAUUUGUAAGCCAUUACAAACAAUUGAAUAAGUUAUGAAUAUUAGAGUCCUCGUAGAAAAUAAGAAACAAAUGUUUCUUCUCUGUAGAAUAUUGUAAAGAUAUUUAUAUCGGCAACAUAAGAAUGUCAAAUAGUAUUGUUGUCGUUUUUUUAAGUUGCUACCAAUGUGCUAUGCUCCAGGUACAAAUCUCAGUUUUUCCAUUUUUUAUUUGUAGUGCACAUCUUCAUGUCUAGAAUUGAACUUAGUGAUCUUUAAUGGUUUUUUAUAACAAUCUGUGUGGAUUGAAAAGUGUCAUAUAAGCCUUUAUUUUUAUUACUAUUAUCCAAGUGCGUGUUUUUAUUUUACUGACAGUAAAUGAGUGGUUGUUAGAGUACAUAUGUCAAUGAGAAAAGAAUUGUCUUCAGCUGCUGCUUCAAAAUUAACCAAGGGCUGACUCCAAAUGGACGGAGUAAUUGGAUUUUUAUUUGAUAUUAAAAACGUUUAAUUUGUUGUGUGACUUAGCACUAUGAAAUGGACAAAUACAGCAAGUAGUUGUCAAGGUACAACGGAGUAUUGAGCCAUGUUGAGAAAAACAAUUCCGACAUUUCAAAAUAACAGGAAAAAAGCUGUAAUAUAACUGACUUUCUUCUCAAUUAACAACUUUAUUCUCGCAUUCUCUGAAUCUUGGUUACUGAAAUAUGAACUGCAUCUUAGAGGAGAUGUUUGUACAUUGUACAUUUCCUCCAAGAAAAUACUUUUCGGAUCUCAGUUCAUGUGACAGUGAUUUUGACAUGACGCUCCUAAUGUACGAUUCCCUGUCGAAAACAAAACAAAUGUGGGUCCGACUUAUUAUUUUAGUUUCGGUGAUUUCAUAUGUCCUUUGUACAAGUGGUGUUUGAAGAAUGUGCAGAGAGUGAUGCGAUGUGGGCACGCUCUCAGGCUGUGUACGCUCCGUAGUCGAAGCUCUGCCACACUCGGCCUUAACGAUAAAACGGUUCACAUUGUGUUUGCAUCAUGUUCGAUCAUCGUUGAAGACACUGUUUUUCAUUUCACAAAAUCCAUCCUGUUGUGUUUUGUCUGAUCACGGCCGCAACAUUGCAGCUCACAUGUGCUCCAGACAGACUGUGACAGAAUGAGUUACAGUAAAGGGAAUCUAUGCCUAUGCAUGUUCAUUAUGUAUGUGUACAGAUGUGGCUGAAAAUAAAUGGUUCCAACGAGCUGUGUCAGAGAAGAAUUCAUUCAGUUUUGGUGCAGUUGGGUUGAAUUUAAGGAGACUGUUGCGUUUCUGCUCUACACAGUGAUGUUCUAGUUCGGAUCUUGAAACAGAAAUCUUAACAUCUUCACUCAGCUACUUCAGAUUGAAAUGAAUAUUAAACAUGAGACACUG
This is a messenger RNA of Paralichthys olivaceus (Japanese flounder), 4253 nucleotides long. Its product is annotated as equilibrative nucleoside transporter 2. Gene Ontology annotation, cellular component: plasma membrane; basolateral plasma membrane. The record is from RefSeq and is a predicted model, not a curated record. Gene Ontology annotation, molecular function: nucleoside transmembrane transporter activity. Gene Ontology annotation, biological process: uridine transmembrane transport; hypoxanthine transport; guanine transport. Lineage: Eukaryota; Metazoa; Chordata; Actinopteri; Pleuronectiformes; Paralichthyidae.